Messenger RNA from Rasamsonia emersonii CBS 393.64, 342 nucleotides. RefSeq lists its product as uncharacterized. The transcript is spliced from 6 exons. Lineage: Eukaryota; Fungi; Ascomycota; Eurotiomycetes; Eurotiales; Trichocomaceae. Bases 1 to 342 code for a protein of 113 amino acids. The record is from RefSeq and is a predicted model, not a curated record.
AUGUCAUUAUUCAAAGACGAGACAUACUCCGUACGGAGUAUACAUAUGCAGGUGCAUCUCGUCCCGUCUUCCCCGGCCGGGUCCAACCCCAGCCUCAACCCAAACAAACUACGUUCGUUCGUUCGUUGGACUUGUCCGAGAGUGGCAUGGCUUGUGCGGAUGGACCGUGGCUUUGGGUCUGGGCUAGUAGGAAAUAUGAAAAAGAAAAGAAAAUACUUCCUGUGGAAGAUUCUAGUAAUGUAUUUUAUACUGCCUUUCGAUCUAAUAAAUAACAUGGAUUAUGCUAUAAAGAUAUUCAAUCCCCCUGCCUGCCACCCUGAUGACCCCUUUUUUCCCGUGUAA